GUGGGGUUUCGCCGGUCGACGAUCAUCGGAGAUGCUGGAGCUGAGCAGGACGGGGCAACCGGUGGGAGCACCGCCUCCGCCGCCACCGGCCCCGCCGGAGAAGGAGGAGCAGGCAGCGGGGGUGGGGAUCCUGCUGCAGAUCUCGAUGCUGGUGUUGGCCUUCGUCCUCGGCCACGUCCUCCGCCGCCACAAAAUCUCCUACCUCCCGGAGGCCAGCGCCUCCCUUCUCAUCGGCUUAAUUGUUGGAGGACUUGCUAAUAUAUCAAAUACAGAAACCAACAUUAGGGGAUGGUUCAAUUUCCAUGAAGAAUUCUUCUUCCUAUUCCUGCUGCCUCCAAUUAUCUUUCGGUCAGGCUUUAGUUUAGCACCGAAACCCUUCUUUUCAAAUUUUGGAGCUAUCGUCACAUUUGCUAUUCUGGGGACUUUUGUUGCUUCAAUUGUUACAGGUGUUUUAGUAUACCUUGGUGGGUUAACAUAUCUCAUGUAUAGACUGCCACUGGUCGAAUGCCUGAUGUUUGGUGCUCUUAUAUCUGCAACUGAUCCUGUCACUGUGCUAUCCAUAUUUCAGGAACUUGGAACUGAUGAAAACCUCUACGCCUUGGUUUUUGGAGAAUCUGUUCUAAAUGAUGCAAUGGCAAUUGCCUUGUACAGGACUAUGUCAUCUGUAAAAAGUAAUGAUUCGUCGGGACAAAACUUAUUUUUCGUUGUUCUGAAUUUUCUCGAGACAUUUUUUGGCUCAAUGUCUUCAGGGGUUGGAGUUGGACUCCUUUCUGCUCUUCUCUUUAAAUAUGCAGGGUUGAAUGUUGAAAAUCUGCAUAAUUUGGAGAGCUGUCUGUUUGUUCUUUUCCCUUACUUUUCUUACAUGCUAGCUGAAGGUCUUGGCCUGUCUGGAAUAGUUUCGAUAUUGUUCACUGGAAUUGUCAUGAAGCGCUAUACGUUCUCAAAUUUGUCAGAAAAUUCUCAACAUUUUUCUGCUGCUUUUUUCCAUUUGCUUUCAUCACUAGCAGAAACAUUUGUAUUCAUAUACAUGGGCUUUGACAUUGGAAUGGAACAACAUAGCUGGUCACACGUCGGGUUCAUCUUUUUCUCAAUUCUAUGUAUAGGUGUUGCAAGGGCUGCAAAUGUCUUUUCCUGCGCUUACCUGGUUAACUUGGUGAGGCCAGCAAAUCGUCAAAUACCUUUGCAACAUCAGAAGGCACUUUGGUAUAGUGGACUUAGAGGGGCAAUGGCUUUUGCCCUUGCUCUGCAAUCAGUCCAUGAUCUUCCUGAUGGACAUGGCCAGACGAUCUUUACUGCUACCACUGCAAUUGUUGUUUUAACGGUGCUUUUGAUUGGAGGCUCAACAAGCACAAUGCUCAGAGCUUUGAAAGUUGUAGGCGAUGGUCACAAUGGUCCAUUAGAAGAGAGCUUCGAGGGGAAAAAUUGCAAUAUUGGUUCAUCUUAUGAUGAGGGAACUUCUUCAGGAGGCAAGCUGAAAAUGAAGCUCAAGGAGUUCCACAGCAAUGCCUCUUUCACUACAUUAGAUAGACAUUAUCUUACACCAUUUUUACAUCUCAUGACAAUGGUGAUGAUGAUGACGACGACAAUGAUGAUGGAAAGAAUCCUGAUGACGCAACUCAAGAUUCGAGAAGAACGAGCACUUCAAGGCCCCAAUUGAAUCAUGAUUUUCUUCUGGGCAUGCCAGAAGAAGCAGCUUUUUAUCUUGCUUAACGGCAGCUCUCUGAAAUACAUAGCCCAAACAUGUCUCUCACAGAACAUGUCAACAGACAAUCAAUGAGUAGAUGUUAUAUCUGAGUUAGCUGUAUAUGCACUUAUAUCGUGCUUAUUGAUGUGAUAGAAACGAUAAAUCUCGUAUAAACGCACACUGUAUCCUCAGUCAGCUUGAUAUGUACAUAUCUAGUUACAAUACUAAAAGGCAAUUGAUAGCAUUUCUGUUCAUGGGUUUUCA
Messenger RNA from Phoenix dactylifera (date palm), 1948 nucleotides. RefSeq names its product sodium/hydrogen exchanger 6-like. Gene Ontology annotation, molecular function: potassium:proton antiporter activity; sodium:proton antiporter activity. Gene Ontology annotation, cellular component: endosome; plasma membrane. The record is from RefSeq and is a predicted model, not a curated record. NCBI's taxonomy places the organism in Eukaryota, Viridiplantae, Streptophyta, Magnoliopsida, Arecales, Arecaceae. Gene Ontology annotation, biological process: sodium ion import across plasma membrane; proton transmembrane transport; regulation of intracellular pH.